Molecule: messenger RNA, 6962 nt
Organism: Lethenteron reissneri (Far Eastern brook lamprey)
Lineage: Eukaryota; Metazoa; Chordata; Hyperoartia; Petromyzontiformes; Petromyzontidae
Product: IgGFc-binding protein-like
Cellular component (GO): extracellular matrix
Molecular function (GO): protein binding
Source: RefSeq, a predicted model, not a curated record
AACAAAGAGUGUUUGAUUUUGGUGACAAGGUUAAAAUUCUUGCAUUAUUCAACCUCCCUGACCCCGACCGCCCGUGCCUCGGCCACCUUUAGGAAAGUCAAGAAAAGCUGAAUGCAGUGUUGAUGAUGGUGGUGAGGAUGGUGAGUCUGUUGGUAUAAAUAUUGGGGCAGAGGACUGAGUUUAGCAGCGAGGCAGGCGAAGGGUCUCUGUCUGUCCGAAGGAAAAGAGAUCUACUCCACACGCCGCGUGUGACAACACAAGGAGUCCACCAUGAGGCUGUGUCUGGCUCUGGCCGCACUUUUCCUGGCCCUGGGCACGACGAGUGGCUCCCACUUCCGCGGGGGAACCAUCUCCUGGAUUCAUGGAGACGGCAAUCAGGUGAAGUUCAGCUACAUGCUGGCUUGGCGCCGCUCGUUCAUGACCCCCUGCACGGACGACGACAUCGUGGCUGGGACGUACUUCUCCACGGGCGACCCGUGGCAAUGCACCCAGGGCUGCAGCGAAAGCCGCACCAUGAACAUCGCGUGCAUCGAGCAGAAUACCAACUCGGACUGGAUGGUGGGCAAGGGGAGCUUCAACUUCACAGUCCCAGCCACGCAGCAGAGCAUCAUCAGCUUCGCAAGUUGUUGCUGGGUGCCCGUGACCAUCGCCACUUCUCAGGGCACCUACGACCCUGCAAGCAACCCGGUGUGGUCCAUGAUCACCGUACUCAACCCGGGCACCCGGAGCGACACCGGCAGCCCCAACAUCUCCCCCAUGACCACCUCCAAGCCGCUCAUCAAGCUCAAAGUGGGCUGCACCACGGUGUGGAGCAUCCCUGUGCUGGACUCAGACAAGGAUGUGGUGAAGUGUCGCUACGCCAACAAGGACAGCCUCGACGAGUGCGGGAGCAUCUGUGGAGUCGCGCCCUUCGGAACUCUGGACGGGGACGCGUGCACCGUCACGUUCUCGGUGCCCACCAACGCCUCGGGCCUCUGGGCCCUGGCGCUGAUGAUCGAGGACUUCCCACGCAGCAGCAUCACCAUGGACUCCACCUCGUACUCCCCCAGCAGCCCGCUCUCCAGCAUCCCGCUGCAGGUCAUUUUCGAGAUCGAGACUGGAAGUUCUUGCUCGGGUCCAUUUUUCACGGGAGUGACGCCUCUGAACGGAAAAGCGUUCCAAGCUACGCAGGGCGUCCUAUUUAAGCUGGAGGUCGACAUUUCCCUGCCCAGCGACGCGGCAGCAGGCGUGACGAUCGUGCGCCUGGGAACCAUCGCGCCCAUCGGGGUGCAGAAGGGUGCCGUCAAGGCUGAUGCCGGAGACCCGAAGCUCUUCCACACGGCGCUGAGCUGGACCCCUGGCCGGGCGGACGUGCAGAGCCACCAGAUCUGCUUCUACGCGUCCGACAGCAACGCCCAGGAGACGGAGCUGCGCUGCGUCAAUGUCGUCGUCGAAGGCACCGGCGGACCCAUCGCGUUCUCCUACGACAGCAUCACCACCAACGACUUCCCCAUCGAGUGGACGAUCACCUUCAGCGACGAGAUCGUCCUGCCCACCGUGUCGAGGUACUUCCGCUUCUGGGAGCUGCGCAGCGGCCGUGAGGUGUACCGCGUGGACGGCACCACGGUCACGCUGCUGCCCAACGGCACGGCGGUCCGCUUCACCACGCCGUCGUCCGUGUUCGGCGGCGGCGUCCCGCUCUACGUCACCGUGGACGAGGGCGCCGCCAUGAUGGUCGUCAACGGCUCCGUCGUCACCAAGAGCAACGCGCGCAGCCGCAAGGACUGGGUGUUCACGCUGCGCAAGAAGGUCUACGCCGAGUGCUACGCCGUCGGCGACCCCCACUACAGCUCGUUUGACGGGCGCCUCUUCGACUACAUGGGCACCCGCACCUUCGUGUUGGCGUCCAACUGCCUGGGCUGGCAGCAGCAGCCGACAGCCUGGCGAGUGCUCGCCAGGAACGAGCACCGGGGCCGCGCGGACGUGGCGUGGACGCGCGAGGUGCACACCGAGAUCUACGGCCACACCGUCUCCUUCCUGAAGAGCGGCGCCGUCCGGCUCGACGGGCAAGCCAUCAACCUGCCGUACUACGAGCCCAGGGAGAGGUUCCGCAUCACCAGCUCUGGGGGCUACGCACGCCUCACCACCGACGCCUUCUUCAGUGUCGAAUACGAUGGCCGGGACAGGGUGGUGGUGUCUCUGCUGAACCACGACGUGUACUGGAACGGCACGUGUGGCGUGUGCGGGUUGUGGAACGGUGACCGGAGCGACGACUUCACGAUGCCCGAUCACUCUCAGGCUCCCGACGCGGCCACCUUUGGCAACAGCUGGGAGGUUCCCGAGAAGAAGAAUACGGAGAGUGGGAACAGCGACACGGGAGCCUCGUCUGGCGCUAUCCUGGACGCCGGCAAGGUGGCGAUCGCGUCCGGCCCACAGAACUGCGGGCAGCUUCGUGGCAUGGCCGGCACGCUGGCCCCGUGCUUCACGUCCGUCGACGCCGCGCCGUACUUCGCCGACUGCGUCUUCGACAUGGUGCUGUCUGGCAUGGACGCGGCGGUGUUGUGCCGGUCGCUGGAGGGAUACGCGGCGGCCUGCAACGCGGCCGGCUUCUCGUUCGCCAACCCGUGGAGGAACGGCACCGGCUGCGCGGCGAGCUGUGGUGCUGGCACGCGCUUCAGCUCGUGCGCUGUCGCGUGUCCGGCCACGUGCUACGACCCCGCGGCCCCGGCGGGGUGCGCGGACCCCUGCGUGGAGGGCUGCGAGUGCGCCGACAGCACCCAGCUGUGGGACGGCGAUCGCUGCGUGCCGCCGGGCCAGUGCGGGUGCCGGGACGCGGACGGCCGCUACUACAAGCUAAACGAGGCGUUCUGGCGGCCCGGGUGUGCUGUGCAGUGCACGUGCGCUUCCCCUGGCAGCAUCCAGUGCCAGCCGAGCUCCUGCCCCCUCACCUUCAACUUCUGUGGCACUGAUAACGAGGGGGUGCACGGGUGUCACCGCAAGAGCCUGGAGUGCACCGCUUGGGGCGACCCACACUACAUCACGUUCGACGGCCGCACCUUCGACUUCAUGGGCACCUACACCUACGUCCUCACUCAGCUGUGCUCUGGAGGUGGCUGGAGCGUGCAGGUAAAGAACGAGUUCAUCGCUGGCAGCUGGUCCAUCGCCUACACCCGCGACGUCUUCAUCGAACUCUACCACCACCGCGUGCACUUCGGCCUCGGCUGGAGGGUCUACCUGGACGGAGUAGCGAUCAACGUGCCGUACUACUACUCCAACGGCAGCGCGGAGUUCUCCGUGAUUCGCUCGGGGAACUUCAUGCGCCUGUGGAGCGACUUCAAGCUGGAGGUUCUGUACGACGGGGGCAGCCACGUCGUGGCACGCCUCCCCACGUCCUUCAACAAUGCGCUGUGCGGCCUCUGCUCCAACAUGAACGGGAACCCCGGUGACGACUUCGUGAUGAGGGACGGCACCCGCACCACGUCGGCCUCCGACUUCGGCAACAGUUGGAAGAUAACGGAAGCCGGCUCUCCCGAGACCGGCUCCGACGACGCAGGCGACGGCAAGGCCCCGGACCCGACCGACGUGGCCGCGGCGUUGGGUAACGACAGGUGCGGCAUGCUGAAUGACUCCACGGGCCCCUUCGCCGCCUGCGCCGGCGCCGUCGAUCCACGGCCCUACGUGGAUGGCUGCGUGUUCGAUCUGGCGCUGCAGGCCCCCGCCGGCACCGCCCCGCUGUGCCGCGCCCUCUCCGCAUACCACGCUGCCUGCGUCAAGGCCGGCGUCGCCCUGGGCGGCUGGAGGAACGAGACACUCUGCCCCUCCCCAGUGUGCCCCGGCAGCGGCUCGUACUCGCACUGCGCCUCCCCGUGCCCCGCGACGUGCGCACGGGGUCCGGGCGAGGGUCAGUGCACGGGAGGCUGCGUGGAGGGCUGCGUCUGUGACGCGGGCUACCUGCUGGAGCACGACCGGUGUGUGCGCGCGGACCAGUGUGGCUGCAUCAGCAACGGCAAGUACUACAAGCUGGGAGAUGAGUUCAUCUCGGAUGACUGCAGGAGCCGGUGCGUGUGCGAGGCCGGCGAACUGGAAUGCGACGCCUUCUCCUGCCCUGCCCUCCACACGUGCGGACUCACGGACGACGGCAAGAUCGGCUGCAAUGCCCUGGAGGGUCACUGCCAGGCGUCCGGCGACCCCCACUACGUGACGUUCGACGGGGCCUACUUCGACUUCAUGGGCACGUGCGCGUACACGCUGGCCGCCCCGUCCGCGCGUUACGCCGGCUCGCGGCUCAGCGGCGCGUGGCACGUGCUGGUGGAGAACGAGGCGAUGGGCGCUAGAGCUGACGUGUCGUACACGCGCGCCGUCGAGGUGCGGCUCGGCAACCACACCAGGGUUAGACUCUUGCCUGGGGGCGUCGUCCAGCUGAACGGCGAGACGGUGAGCAUGCCGGCGCUGCUGCCCGGCGCCACGGUAGUGCAGCUGGGGAGCCUGGCGGUGCUGUCGGCGCCGGCGGCCGGCCUCACCGUCAAGUUCGACGGCGUCGCCCACGUGGACGUGGGGCUCAAGGCCGACUUCGCGGGCGCCGUCGAGGGGCUGUGCGGGAACUACGACGGGGACGCCGGCAACGACUUCACGGGGCCCGGCGGCGAGCGUCACCGCACGCCGCACACGUUCGGCAACGCCUGGCAGAGCGAGGCGUCCGCCAGUAAAGCGACCUGUGAGCCAGACUACGGCCACACGGUGAUGCCCGGCGACGCGGAAAAGGCGUCGGCCGAGGUGCUGUGCGACCUCUUGCGCAGCGAGCGGUCGCCCUUCGCCCCGUGCUUCGCAGCGGUGCCGCCCCAGCCGUACUUCGCCAACUGCGCGUUCGACCUGGCCCUCUCGACGGGGACGGCGCUGCGCUGCUCGCACCUGCAGGGAUACUUCGCCACGUGCCUGGCGCGCGGGGUGCUGCUCGCGGAGUGGAGGGCGGCCGCCAACUGCCCGCUGACGUGCCCGGCUCGCAGCGCGUACAGCGCGUGCGCCCCACCCUGCCCGCCCUCGUGCGGGCUGCCCGCGGCCGCGUGCCCGCGGGGCCGCGUCUGCGCCGAGGGCUGCGUGUGCGACGCCGGCUUCUUCCUGCAGGGCGGCACGUGCGUGGCGGCGGCGGACUGCGGUUGCACGCACGACGGCGUCUACAGAGAUGUGGGGCAGUCGUGGUAUAGCCACGACUGCUCGCGUCGCUACAGGUGCCGCUCCCAGGGGGUGGUCGCGGAGGAGGCAGGCGGAUGCCACGGGGGAGAGGCGUGCUUCCUCAAGGAGGGCCGCUUGGGCUGCCACCCAGCGGAGGUGGCGUUGUCGUGCGAGGGAGAGCGCAUGUCGGCGCGCAUCCCGCGCGUGCUGGUGCUCAACUACACGGCGAGCGACACGCGGCUCAAUGACCCCACGCCGCCCGGCUGCUCCCUCGUCGACGACGGAGACUUCAUCACCUUCGACAUCGGAAUAGCCGACUGCGGCGCCGUCUGCCAGGAAGUGGACAAGUCAAUGAUUUUUUCACAAACGGUGAUGCUCAAGGCAAACAACAGAAGCCAAGUGAUCACGCGCAACUUCAAUGACAUCCAGGUUCUCAUCAAAUGUGUGUAUGACAAGCGCAAGGGUCUGGCCGUCAGCUUCACUCCGGACACGAACAGCAUCUUCAUCAAAGAGGAGGGGCUCGGAGAGUUCGUCUUCACCAUCGACAUCUUCACGACGGAUGCGUUCGCGCUCGCCUACAGGAAGAACGACUUCCCGGUGCACUACUACGAGAGCCAGGAGAUUUAUCUGCAACUCGCCGUCAACUCCACCCUGAGCAUCGCCCUCUUUGCCGAGAAUUGCUACGCGACCCCCAGCGGUGACCCCCGCGACCCCAUCCGAUACGACCUCCUGAAGGACGGCUGCCCCAUCGACCCCACGUGGAGGAGCUACAGGAACUUCCUGAAGAAGAAUCAGUUCAGCUUCACGGUGUUCAACUUCAUCGGCAACUUCCACCAGGUGUUUGUCCACUGCGACGUGAUCGUGUGCAAGGUGGGCGAGCCCAACACCCGCUGCAAGCAGGGCUGCCUGCGCACCGGGGGGGGCUCUGCCAGGCGCAGGAGGAGCGCGUUGGAGGACACGGUGCAGUCGGAGGUUCACACCGUCUCACGGGGCCCGCUGGUCUACGGGGAACCGGCGGAGCGAUCGCCUGGAGUGAACUUGACCCAGCUGCUGACCCCGCUGGCCGUGGUGUUUGCGGCUCUCUUCGUGGGCGGAUCCUUGAUUUACCACCGCAGGCAGCAAGGACACAGCGGCGGGUACAGCCGCCUGCCGCUGGAAGUCUCCGGGUGAACGGGGAAAGGAGUGGAGGAGACACGGGGAGAGAGAGGAGACAUGGGCAGAGAGGGAGACGGGAUGGAUGGGAGAUGGUGAACGUUAGUCUAUGUUUCAAGAUCAUUUAAUAUACGUGUCAAUGUAAGUCGAGGGGACGUAACUUUAUUGGUUCAACAUUCAGUACGUGGCCAUGAACAUGUAUCAAUAUGUUAAAUUCAUAAGUUAUAAAAUAAUCCACUUUUAUUCAACGGUUUUACUUAACUUUGUCCUGUGUCGUGGUCAAAUCUUGUAAUCUACAUUUCGUCCACUUCCCGUUGGCCAAUCAAUCCCUAAUUGUGCACACGUACUCAGAUCCGGUGACAAUGCAUGCCUGUAUAAAAAUAGCAUCAAAUAAUCAAUUACUUGGCUCCUUGAAAGCAAUUCACUUUUUGUAUGGACGACUUAUUAAUUAUAUAUAUUUGUGGUGGUCAAAAAGCCACGGUCCCUAAACUCUGGAAUCGCCUCGCCCAAGAAGCAGGCACCAAGCGUUGACGUGGGAGCAGCCGCAGCAUCAUUCACGUACUUCUCGACGGCGAGUUAAACGAAGUUGUGAAAAAAAAGUGAUUAAACUUCAUUCCUCUGUAUGCCGUGGUAAAAUCUUGUAAUAAAAAUGUCGUCCAGUU